AUGGCUGCCGUGCCGCAGAGGACCCUCAACUGGCUAUACAGUAUCCUGGUCAGGGAUCAUCACGACCCCAGGCAAACAUACCAGGACCCCAACCGGACCUACUAUGAUGUCGCCAAUGUGCUUGCUCAAUACCCCUCCCUGGGUCCACGGACCGAAGUUUACACUUACGAGACCGGCUUCUCCGCCCUGCUCCUCCAGCUAUCCGGCACGUUGCCCGUGACGUUUCGCGGCACCGUCUACAAGUUUCCUAUCACACUAUGGAUCCCAAACACCUACCCUCGAGAGCCCCCAAUGGUCUACGUGACGCCAACACAAGACAUGGCUGUGCGCGUAGGACAACAUGUAACGUUGGAAGGGAGGAUCUACCAUCACUACUUAGCACACUGGGCCGGAGCAUGGGAGCGAUCGUCUCUGAGUGACCUUCUCCUGAUACUACGCGAGGUGUUCGCCAAGGAGCCGCCGGUGAAAUACAAACAGCAGCAACCCGCAGAACAGCGACCGCCCCAGCCAGCCCAGGCGCAUGGACAGGCACCUCCGCCACUACCUCCUUUGCCCCCAGAGCUCAAUUCGUCACCUAGCCGCCCCCAGACAACACAUGGCACUCCAACCGCGUCGCCGCAGACGAAUGCACAACUGCCUCCGCCGCCGCCUCCAAAGCCGGGCCAAACGCCGGUUGAGCCGCAACCGCAACGGACUCCGUCAGCAGGGCGAUACAAUUCUCCCCCACCAAUCCCUCCCCUACCACCAAAAGAACAAGAUCCUCGACGAUUGCCUUUCCAGCCUCAAGCAAGUGUCGGUAGCCCUGGGGUUGGACCAUCGCAGUACCCACCCGAGCGCAGCGGAAAUCCUGGGACCUCGAGUCAGUAUCAGCUGCCUCAUCAAUCGCACCAUGGACCCCAGCCAGCGCCUGCAUACCCGCAUGGAUCAGCUCAGUUUCAGCCAAUGCGCGGCACCCCUGUAAACCCUACACAUGACCUUGGGCGGGGAACUCAGCAACGAGCCCCGGCUUACUACCCCGUGCAACAAGCUCCUCACCCAACCUACCAACGACCCCCACCGCACCAGGCACCGUCUCAAGCUUCUUCCCAUUCUGGGCUUCCGCAAGCACAACAGCCAGCUGUUUCCAAGACCCUUGCCGAAACACUCCAGGGCAACGUCACACAGACCGAGUCUGCUGCUCAGUCUUUGCUUUCACAGUCCCACUCCCUGCACGCGGCGAUCGCCACCCUACAAGGCGAGAUCUCGUCGCUGAACACCCUUAAUUCAACCCUCCAGUCGAACAACUCGGUCCUGAAGCAAUCCCUCCACCGCGCAGACGGCGUGAUUGCAGACGCCCAAAGCCGCAUCUCGGCAUCCGCAGCCCCAUCGUCCAGCACCGACCCCGCAGCUUCAGGGCUGCCCCCGAUCGACGAAGUCCUCGUCGCCCCCACGGUCGUUGGCAAGCAAUUGUACGACCUAGUUGCCGAAGAACGCGGCAUCCAGCAGGCAAUUUACGCCCUACAGGCUGCGUUGGUCAAGGGCGUCAUUGGUGUGGAGACAUGGUCGCGUCACACGCGUGGGCUCGCGCGCGAGGCGUUCCUGAAAAGAGCUCUGAUCCGGAAAAUCGGAAAGGGCAUGGGCUUGGAAGAAUAUCCCUUCUAG
Molecule: messenger RNA, 1641 nt
Organism: Aspergillus heteromorphus CBS 117.55
Lineage: Eukaryota; Fungi; Ascomycota; Eurotiomycetes; Eurotiales; Aspergillaceae
Product: putative endosomal sorting complex protein TSG101
Exons: 5
Coding region: 1-1641 (546 amino acids)
Biological process (GO): endosome to lysosome transport; protein transport; protein modification process
Cellular component (GO): ESCRT I complex
Molecular function (GO): ubiquitin binding
Source: RefSeq, a predicted model, not a curated record